CCUCACUCCCUUGGACUUUUCUUUCCACACGUGUCAUUCACGGAAACCAGUAAACAGACUCUUCCACUUUUGGCAUAAGGUCUAAUAGAUCUAAGAACCAUCUAUCCACUGAUCUGCAGCAUGCUUCCUUCUUGACGAGGGCUGCCCUCUCGACCAAAACGCUCUCCAUUCUACACCUCCAGUUCUCCCUACAUAAACCCGACCUCGGCCUACCACACCCCCCUUGACCACGUCAUGUCUGUCCCUCCAUCCCCGACGACAUCCAAGCCCUUUCAGCUGUCCAUCAAGUCGUUCUUUCAGCCACGUCGGCCAGAAUAUACUCCGCCUCCCUCUCAGCAACAUCGCCCUGCGGAAACUACGCCGUCUCGAGUCCCCGAACCUCCACCGCAGUCCGAUCCUGGACCCGUUCACGCUCCCACAGCCGCUCCCGUUCCCGUUCCCGUUCCCGAUACUGCUACUGCUACUGCUCCAGCUGCUGGCCCGGAUCCUUCACCACAUCCGCUCCCUUCUAUCCCUCCCGAAGCCGCCAUCCGGCCCUUGGCACCGGACGAUAUCCAACCCCUCAAACGCCUCAACGGCCUCCUCUUGCCCGUCACGUACCCCGAGGCCUUCUACACCACCGCCCUGACCUCCACCUUCUCCCGCGUCAUCACCUGGGCAGAUCCCAUCCCCAAAGUCGUUGGCGGCAUCAUCUGCCGCGUGGAGCCUUUCAUCAACAAAGACGGCAGCUACGAACAAGCCCUCUACAUCCAAUCCCUCGCCCUCCUCUCCCCUUACCGCGCCCACGGUCUUGCCACAGCCGCCCUCGCCGAUCUCCUCCGUGCCGCCGCCGCCGCCGCCACGAACCACAGUAGCAGCACCCCGUCCAUCCGCCUCGUCUACGCUCACGUCUGGACCGAAAACGACGACGGCCUCCGCUGGUACGCCGCCCGAGGCUUCAUCCGCGACCCCCACCCUCAAGAACACUACUACUUCAAGCUCCGCCCAGACACCGCGUACAUCGUCCGCCGCGACAUCUCUCCUCUAUCCUCUUCCCCGUCUCCUCCUCUCCGAAUGGGCAAUAACGCGAGCACUCCCUCGGCCCCCGCCGGCGCCGCAGGCAUCCCCCCGAGUGCUACCGCCAGCGCCGCCAACCUGCCUCCCAUUUCCGGACCGCCAACCUCGCGCGCUGCGUCGUCAUUAUCAUCACCGUCAUCCUCAUCGCUGCCACCAGCACCACCACCGCCGCCAUUGUCAUCGCAACAAGAACGUCAACAAGUUAGACCGACCCUGUCCACGUCGUCCUCUCUGACGAAAACACAUUCGGCUCAGGGGGAGUCAUUCCAGAACAAGCGCGCAGAGACGGAAUGGAACGACCUGCCCCUGGAUAUGGUGACGCCGAACGGCCUGCUGGCGCCUCAUACGUCGGGUACAAACGGAAAUGUCUCUGAGGCGAGCUCCAUGAGUAGUAGUACGACGACGCGCAAAAAGAAAGAGAGACGAGCCUAUCCUUCUGCGGCAUUUGGCAAUUGA
This is a messenger RNA of Sodiomyces alkalinus F11, 1512 nucleotides long. RefSeq lists its product as hypothetical. NCBI's taxonomy places the organism in Eukaryota, Fungi, Ascomycota, Sordariomycetes, Glomerellales, Plectosphaerellaceae. The record is from RefSeq and is a predicted model, not a curated record. Gene Ontology annotation, molecular function: acyltransferase activity, transferring groups other than amino-acyl groups. Gene Ontology annotation, cellular component: NatA complex. The coding region runs from base 235 to 1512 and encodes 425 amino acids. Gene Ontology annotation, biological process: mitotic sister chromatid cohesion. The transcript has a single exon.